Molecule: messenger RNA, 570 nt
Organism: Lobosporangium transversale
Lineage: Eukaryota; Fungi; Mortierellomycota; Mortierellomycetes; Mortierellales; Mortierellaceae
Exons: 3
Coding region: 1-570 (189 amino acids)
Source: RefSeq, a predicted model, not a curated record
AUGGGCUAUUUUAGGCUCAGUCCCUUUCGGGGCGACCGAGGUUUAGGUCUUUCUUCCAGGCUGGUGGUAAAGGAGGCGCGUAUCCCAGUGGAGUGUUCAGAUGAUGAAGAAGUGGAACAAGAUCUAUUUGAUGGUUUGCCACAGAUGGUAUCUGUAUCUCGAGAGCCGGGGAAUGACCUUGUUAAAUCGGUGCUGCUGAAAGCGGAGGGAAAGAGAAAGAUCCAUAUCGGAGGCUCCACUGCAAAAGUCCGCCGGCAGAACCCCAUGGCGGCAUUCGUGGUGAACACCCUAAAAGGGAAAGUAACGAACAUCGACCUGGAAGUCUGUGGACACUUCAGAUUAAGCUCCUACAACAGCGACCGAGGCACGAGCAUAAGCUCUCGUUUAAUUGUACCCGCCGCCAGACCACUCGCCAAUGAAAAAGAAUCCACAGACGAAGAUGACAAGAUCCUAAACUUUCUCUUCGUGAAGAUUUGGAUUCUCGAGCGGGAAAUAAAGAAAAAGAGAUUACACAGUAAAGGAUCGCCUGUUCGGAUAAUGGACGUAAGACUUCCUUCGUCGUCUUUGUAA